Messenger RNA from Spirodela intermedia, 2077 nucleotides. The record is from the annotation of a GenBank genome assembly. Lineage: Eukaryota; Viridiplantae; Streptophyta; Magnoliopsida; Alismatales; Araceae.
AUGGCUCUAAGAGACAUCGAGUCCACGCUUCCUCCAGGGUUCAGGUUCCACCCGAACGACGAGGAGCUUGUCUGUUACUACCUCCGCAAGAAGGUAGCCAACCAGACAAUCUCCGGAGUGACCCUUGUGGACGUCAAUCUCCACGUUCAAGAGCCAUGGGAGCUCCCCGGUGAGCUUCUCACUCGUAGGUUCCAUCUUCUUCAAUGUUCUGUCGUUGUCUUCGUGAUAUCUUCAUUUGGAGCGACCCAUCAUGCUGUUUCCAUCAUAUCCCCCCUUUUUCUCCAUGAUUCUCCCCAAUUCCUUCCGUUAGGCGACUAUCUGAGCACAAAUCCACGGGGUCUUAGGGAAACCAGAGACUUCGGCUGAGAUUCACCGGCGUUUCUACCCAAGAACCAGCAGGAUUACGCAUACAUCUCGUCCGGUUUCCUCAUUCAUCUGUUUUCACGCGCGUUCAUCGAGUCUAUAUACCCCGGAAACCUUCCAGUUGGAGUAAUUCCCUGAUUAGAGAGAGACAAUCAAGGAAAAAGGCCAGUGAUCCUAAAUAUCUCUCCCCCCUUCUCAACCUUGUAUGCGUUCAUUCUAAGCGCGGUCCAAGAGGAAGUAUUCUAAGUCACUCUUCCGUUACUAUCUCGUGCACACAACAUAAUCUGUAAGAUUUGUCACAACCCAUCAUUAAAUACGCUAUCUUCCGAAUGUAGACAGCCGAUCUCGCAUACUUUGAAGAUGAGGGUGCCCUUAGCGAACUUGUUAAACCUCGAGCACGCAACUUAGGCAGCUAAAACGUUGCAAAAGAGGUGAAUCAGAAUCCGAUAUAUAGGCUCCUCGUCGUAUCAAAUCUUGGUGAUAUGUUGCAGAUGCGGCCCGACUGAGCACGAACGAGUGGUACUUCUUCAGCUUCCGGAACCGGAGGUACGCGACGGGCUCGCGCGCGAACCGGGCGACGAAGACGGGCUACUGGAAGGCGACGGGGAAGGACCGGGCCAUCCACGAGCCCUCGGCGGGGGAUCUCACCGGCAUGAGGAAGACGCUGGUGUUCUACGGCGGGCGGGCUCCCAAUGGCGUCAAGACCGGGUGGGUCAUGCACGAAUUCCGGCUGGACAGAACCGGCGUGGCCCCGAAGGUAAGCCGAUCGACCCCUUUCAGAGGUUCCUGAGCCGCAAUUGCUCCACCAGAGGUACGGGGCUGAUGAUAGCAGCGAUCAUCAGUCUUAUGUUCCUCGCAGUCCGCCAAAAGGCCUGGCUGCUUCCACACGUGAGAGUACCCAUUAACGGCUGCGAAACAACCAUCUGAGUGUUGAUUUUAUGUGUUCAUGAAGGGUACAGUAGCUUGUUUAUCUCGUAGAAUUUUUACACGCCUUUUUUUAAAAAAUAACUCUGUUUAAGUGCGUGAUUUAUAUUCUAGGGCACCAUAUAAUGCUUCGUUCAUGAGCCCGUGUCGUGGAAAUAAUUUCAACAUCAAGUAACCAUCGUGUUGUUCACUAAAAAAAACCAUGGAUUGUGCUAUUUCUCCAAAAAGCAAAGUAUUUUAUUCAGAAAAAAAGGGUUUAAAUGGAGAAAAAAAAUCACGGAUUUAUCAGGUUUUAUGCUCGCGACUUACAGGGUUUGCAAGGUUCUCUACUGAGAAACUGGCCUGGAGUUCCUGGGUUUCUUCGGCUGUCCUGCUGGUUGUUCUCUUGACUUGUUUCUGUUUGUGUUGGCGACGACAGGAAGACUGGGUUUUGUGCAGAGUCUUCAAUAAGGAUAAAGAGGACACGGUGAGGGAAGACCCGGGAAACAGGCUGGACGGCAAUGACUUCGCCUUCCUUCACCCGUCUGCAAACCAUGGGACGACAGAAGAAUACCCACAUCAGCUCACCCUCUACUCCACGCAUUACCACCACCAGCAGGACGCUGCCGCUGGCUAUUCCGGCAUCUUCAGCUCCUCCGGUCUGCGCUCCGGCCUCCUGGACUUUUCGCCGGAGAUGGAGACUGAGACGGAGACGCCACUUCGUCUCGACGGCGGCAGCGGCGGCGUCUGCACCGGAGAGUUCGAAUUCUUUCUGGACGCCGAUCCCAUGGGUUGGGGGACUCAGCCAUGA